Molecule: messenger RNA, 1071 nt
Organism: Durusdinium trenchii
Lineage: Eukaryota; Dinophyceae; Suessiales; Symbiodiniaceae
Source: the annotation of a GenBank genome assembly
AUGCAGGUCCCCAGCGAAGUUCAAGGAGUGGUCGCUGCUGCAGCGUGUGCCAUUUUUACCAACAUCAACCUGGUGCUCAGUAAGUUCAUGAAUGGGUGGGACUUCCCCUACCUUUUCUUAGCCGGGCUGGCCGCUCUUUGCAUUGCCUUUGCUUUGGCCAUGACCAUGUUGUGGCAAGGAUCCUGGCAUUUGGAGCGGCGAGAAGUGAAGUGGGUCCUUCUUGUUGGUCUUUUCAGCAGCUCCGCCAACGCGCUGCACUUUUUGGCCGUGCUCGCCGGCGCAAAUGUGGGCACCGUCGGCGCCUUGGCAAGCUUGAACACCGUGAUAGCAGCACUUCUAGGGAGGCUCGUGCUACAAGAGCCUUUGGGUAAGGUGCACCUUUUGGCAGUUCUCCUGAGCGUGGUGGGUGCUGUACUGAUCUCUGAUCCUGUGGAAGUCAUGUCCGGCAUGGGUUCCAACUUGUUGGGAAAUAUGCUGGCGCUUUCUGCUGGGAUUGCCCAGAGUGGUAUUUUAAUUUGCGCACGCAAGUCAGGCGGUGCAUCCUCAAUGAUGUUAAGCAAUUCUGCUAUGGCCCACCGUUGUGUGGUCUUUUGGCUUUUGGCGGCUUUGCCUGCUGUGCCUGACGGCCACUUGCAAAGCUUGGCGAUGUCACCUCCCACAAGUAUGUUGUUUUUCGUUGGCCUCACCUUACUUCUCCUCUCCGCAAAUCGCCUCAGCAUGCUUGCUUCCAAGAAAUGCCCUGCCGCUUUAACCUCUACAGUGCUCACUGGGGUCCAGAUGACCACGGGCUAUUUCUUGGACUUUGUCCUCUUCCACCAGGUGCCCAAAGCCUUGACCAUGAUGGGUGCAGUGCUCAUGUUCUUCUCGGUGGUGACCAUGGCCUUGACGCGUUUGCCGCACCGCACCGCGGCCGACCCGACGCCCGUCGGCCAGAGCCUGGCAUCCUUCGCGGCAGCGGAGUUCGCGGAGCGCGAAGAGGUCAACGAGCGCAUCGGGAGCACCGGCAUUGGGCCCAGGCAGCGCGCCUCGGCUCUGCCUGGAAUCUUGGGAAAACAAACCGCCAGUGCAUGA